This is a messenger RNA of Hibiscus syriacus, 2076 nucleotides long. Its product is annotated as trifunctional UDP-glucose 4,6-dehydratase/UDP-4-keto-6-deoxy-D-glucose 3,5-epimerase/UDP-4-keto-L-rhamnose-reductase RHM1-like. Gene Ontology annotation, biological process: auxin export across the plasma membrane; UDP-rhamnose biosynthetic process; flavonol biosynthetic process. Gene Ontology annotation, molecular function: UDP-glucose 4,6-dehydratase activity; UDP-L-rhamnose synthase activity; dTDP-glucose 4,6-dehydratase activity. Bases 82 to 2076 code for a protein of 664 amino acids. NCBI's taxonomy places the organism in Eukaryota, Viridiplantae, Streptophyta, Magnoliopsida, Malvales, Malvaceae. The transcript has 4 exons. The record is from RefSeq and is a predicted model, not a curated record.
UCUCUCUAGAAUUUGUGCGUCUGUUUCUCUAUCUGGAUUUUGAUUGAUUUCUUCCCUUCAUCUUUUGGUGCUGAUUUGAGAAUGGCUACAUAUACCCCCGAGAACAUCCUCAUAACUGGGGCUGCUGGUUUUAUUGCAUCCCAUGUGGCUAAUCGGCUGAUUCGGAACUACCCCGGUUACAAGAUAGUUGUGCUUGACAAGCUUGAUUACUGCUCCAACCUUAAAAACCUCCUUCCCUCCCAGUCGUCUCCAAACUUCAAGUUUGUGAAGGGGGACAUCGGCAGUGCUGACCUUGCUAACUAUCUCCUCGUCACCGAGUCUAUCGACACAAUAAUGCAUUUUGCGGCCCAAACUCAUGUCGAUAACUCAUUUGGAAACAGCUUUGAGUUUACCAAGAACAAUAUCUAUGGCACACAUGUCUUACUUGAAGCCUGCAAAGUCACUGGCCAGAUCAGGAGGUUCAUCCAUGUGAGUACUGAUGAGGUUUAUGGGGAGACAGAUGAGGAUGCGGUUGUAGGUAACCAUGAGGCUUCCCAACUUCUCCCGACAAACCCGUACUCUGCGACGAAAGCCGGUGCCGAAAUGCUUGUAAUGGCAUAUGGUAGGUCAUAUGGAUUACCGGUGAUUACAACCCGUGGUAACAAUGUUUAUGGUCCCAAUCAGUUCCCUGAAAAAUUAAUUCCAAAGUUCAUCCUCUUAGCAAUGAGGGGGGAGACUCUUCCGAUUCAUGGGGAUGGUUCUAAUGUGAGGAGUUACUUAUACUGUGAGGAUGUGGCUGAGGCAUUUGAAGUCAUUCUUCACAAGGGUGAAGUUGGCCAUGUUUAUAAUAUUGGAACCAAGAAGGAAAGGAGAGUGAUUGAUGUAGCCAAAGAUAUAUGCAAACUUUUCUCAAUGGAUCCCGAGACGAGCAUCAAGUUCGUUGAUAACAGACCAUUCAAUGAUCAGAGGUAUUUUCUUGAUGAUCAGAAGCUGAAGGUCUUGGGAUGGUCUGAGCGAACUGUAUGGGAAGGGGGCUUGAAAAAGACAAUAGAGUGGUACACCAAAAAUCCCAAUUGGUGGGGAGAUGUGUCUGGUGCCCUGCUUCCACACCCAAGAAUGCUGAUGAUGCCUGGUGGUAGACACUAUGAUUCGGAAGGUGGAAAACUUACGAGCGAUCCUAUGACUCCCCGAUUGAUAGUUCCGACCUCCAAAAGUAGUCACUCUACCCUAAAACCGGCCUUGAAGUUCUUGAUCUAUGGAAGAACCGGGUGGAUUGGAGGUUUACUUGGUAAGUUAUGUGAGAAACAAGGCAUUCCCUUUGAAUAUGGAAGAGGGCACUUGGAAGAUCGAUCAUCGCUUGUGGCAGAUAUUCAAAAUAUAAAGCCAACCCAUGUUUUCAAUGCUGCUGGUGUGACUGGUAGACCCAAUGUUGAUUGGUGUGAAUCUCACAAGACUGAGACAAUUCGUACCAAUGUGGCUGGGACCUUGAACUUGGCAGAUGUUUGCAGACAGCAUGGGCUUUUGAUGAUGAAUUUCGCUACCGGAUGUAUAUUCGAGUACGAUGCUGCACACCCUCAAGGCUCAGGGAUUGGCUUUAAAGAGGAAGACAAACCCAAUUUUAUUGGUUACUUCUAUUCGAAAACCAAGGCUAUGGUUGAAGAGCUGUUGAAAGAAUAUGACAAUGUCUGCACCCUGAGAGUUCGAAUGCCGAUCUCAUCCGACCUAAACUACCCGCGCAACUUCAUCACCAAGAUAUUGCGCUACAGCAAGGUGGUUAACAUCCCCAACAGCAUGACAAUCUUGGAUGAACUUCUACCGAUUUCUAUCGAGAUGGCAAAGAGGAACUUGAGGGGCAUAUGGAACUUUACGAACCCAGGGGUUGUUAGCCACAACGAGAUCCUGGAUAUGUACAAGGCAUACAUCAACCCCAAGUUUGAGUGGGUGAACUUCACAUUGGAAGAACAAGGCAAGGUGAUAGUUGCCCCUCGAAGCAAUAAUGAAAUGGAUGCAUCCAAGUUGAAGAAAGAGUUCCCGGAGUUGUUACCGAUCAAAGAAUCACUGAUUAAGUAUGUCUUCGAACCUAACAAGAGAACUUGA